AUGAUCGCGGGUUUCUGUUCGGCGGUUUUCCUGGCUUACACUGUGGCGGUUUCGCCGCUUCUAUCCUUGGUCCUAACACCCUCUUUGUCGAGUUUCAUCCUCCAAGUGCCGCUACCUAUGCUUACGUUUGACGCCGCUAGUUGUGCCGCACCUGUCAUCGCUCCCACUGGAUUGGUUCGUCAUAUCGGUAGCGUAUUACGUGAUACAAACCUUACGCUUCAGGACAGUAAUAUAAUAUCCAAGUGGAAACGAAGAAAUUUUGAAAGAUAUACCAGAGAGAAGAUAAUAAAUACAUAUGUAGCAAACUCUAUACAAAGUGCUGGAAGUCAAUAG
Molecule: messenger RNA, 333 nt
Organism: Trypanosoma brucei brucei TREU927
Lineage: Eukaryota; Euglenozoa; Kinetoplastea; Trypanosomatida; Trypanosomatidae
Gene: TB927.1.10
Exons: 1
Coding region: 1-333 (110 amino acids)
Source: RefSeq, a predicted model, not a curated record